Molecule: messenger RNA, 1156 nt
Organism: Trypanosoma grayi
Lineage: Eukaryota; Euglenozoa; Kinetoplastea; Trypanosomatida; Trypanosomatidae
Exons: 1
Source: RefSeq, a predicted model, not a curated record
AUGGUGGCUGUGCGCCAGGUGGUGUUUGUGUUUGCUCUCGCGCUGUGCUGCGUGUCCUUCUGCGCGGCAGCCGAUACUCCGCAGUUGGAUGCGGAUCCUGAACGUGCAGAGUUGCAAAAAGCAUCCAGACCCUCCGUAAGUUCCCCAAGCAAGCCGCAUGACCAACAUGAGGCGGUUGGUCAUAAGUCACGUCUGACAGCGAAUACUGCGGAUGGCCAAUCCAGUACCCAUUCGAGUGAAGGACAGCAGCUUCAAUCGGCCGCCGUUGACUGCAAGGCCUCUGCGGAGGAGGCGGCGGCUAAGGCUACCGAGGCGGCGGGGAGUGCCACAGAAGCAGCGACGGAUGCGAUGCGUGCCUCGGAAGCGGCUACGGAGUCCAUACGGAUAUUUCGCUUACCACACACUAAGGCCAAUGAAGAGAUGGUGGUAGAUGUGGAUAAGGCGGAGGAGAAGGCUAAUGAAGCGGCGCAACUUGCUAACAGUUCGGCGGAAAAGGCCACACUUUCGAAGACUUUAUUGGAGAAAGCCAAGGAGUUAUUGGAAACUAUUUUGUUGGCAGAAAAGAAAGGAACUGAGGUGAAAGACAACGUAAACAAAGCGGUCACCCACGCCACAGAAGCAGUGGCGAGAGCAGAUUCGGCAGCAAAGAGCGCUAAGACUGCCGCGACGUCCGCUGCCGAGGCAGCGAAUAGCUAUAAGAGGAGAGAAGAUUUUGGAUCGUUUACAGCUGCCUCAGCAGCAGACAACACUAAAUGGGCAGCAACGCAGGCUGAAAAGGCAGCGAAGAGUGCUAAGGCCGUAGCGCAGGUCGCUGGUAUGGUAAUCACCACUCUAAGUGUCGCACCGGAGGUACCGGAUGCUGUAACCAUGCCUCCUGCGCCGGAAGAGGGGCCGAAGGAGCCUCUUGCUGCUCUGGUCUCAGAGCAGGAGACCCCAAACGAGGGGGCAGCAUCUAUCCCUCCACAAGCCACAGCCUCCGCCAGACCCACAGGAAACGCACCGGAGGAAACGAAGGAAACACAAAGCGCGGCACCCCCCUCUGAGGAUGUCGCCACCGGAGUGUCGCAGAUUAAUAUGGCGGCGGACGCCAGCGACAGUCCUGCGUGGGUGCGUGGGGUGCCGCUGCUGCUGCUGAGUGCGCUGGCCCUUCUGGCUG